Messenger RNA from Magnolia sinica, 723 nucleotides. RefSeq lists its product as uncharacterized. The transcript is spliced from 4 exons. The coding region runs from base 76 to 723 and encodes 215 amino acids. Lineage: Eukaryota; Viridiplantae; Streptophyta; Magnoliopsida; Magnoliales; Magnoliaceae. The record is from RefSeq and is a predicted model, not a curated record.
UAUACUCUCUGAGAGAGAGAGAAAGAGAGCUGCUUUCCCAAUUCAGGUGAGUGCGUGUAGAAAUCAGUAGAGGCAAUGGCAAUAGAGAAAGCAGAGAAUGGUUUGGUGAAUUUCGUCUUCUCUUGGUCCAUCCAAGACGUACUGAACGACAAUCUCCUCAAAGGAAAGGUGAGAGAGAUCCCAAAGAGAUUUCAAUCCAUAGAGCAGUAUUAUGGAUCAUUCAUUUUUUCUUUGAUCGAGGAAACACGGACCGAAUUGUGUUCUAGUAUGAAGGUUCUCUCUACAGCACGAGUCUAUAGAAUACGAUCAGUUGGGUUAUAUGAUUGUAAGGAGUCGGCAUAUGGCAUUUCCAUGGAACCUUUCAGAAAUGUUUCGGAUAAGGGAGGAAAAGAUAUUUCUGGUCCAAAGAACGGAGAUAUCUUUGCUUUGUGCGAUGCGGUACCUUCAAGAGCUGCUGAUCUAGACUGUGAUGGAAUAUCCUACACUCUUGGUUUAGUUACUAAGAAUGAAGAUGCUGAAAGUGGCCCACCAUUUGAAAUUCGAGCCAAAGUAUCGAAGGAUGUUGUGGCUCCAAAAGGAAAGGAGAAAUCUCUUUUUGUCGUUUUCUUGAUCAAUACUACGACAAACAAUCGUAUAUGGAUGGCCUUGAAUGCAGCCCAUAGAAAUUCUAAUGUCGUAAAGGAAGCAUUAUGCACCAAUUCUUCGGUCCCCAUGGAAGGGUGA